UGAUUCAUGUCACUCUGUCCACGGCAAUUUAAGGUUUUCACUACACGAUGAACCGUCUGAAUUUGGCCGAGAUGAAGAAUUAGAAGAAGCGCAAAGUGCACUGAGUUGGGAAAAGAAAGCAGGUGGGGAAUGCGCAAAUGAUGCAGUGAUAAUUACCGAAAUAUUACGCGGUUAUGACAAAUUCAAAAUACCUGGUGGAAGUGUACAAGUUUCUGUUGAGAUUACGAGUGAAUUUGAAUUGGAUAUUUACGUUACUGAAAAAUGGAUUGACCCAUCGCUAGCAUACGACCACUUGAACCCUUGCAAAAACAAUAUGUCAGUUGACGGCGGUGUAAUUUUGCCUCAAAUUUGGAGCCCUCAUGCGUGUUUUGUAAAUAGUAAAGAUGCGUCAAUACAUCGUAGUCCUUUCAGCAAUAUUUUCUUGCAAAUUUAUAGUGAUGGCGAAGUAUGGCAUAAUUACAGAAUCAAAUUAACGGGUCCGUGUUCUAAUGCACUGCGUACAUUUCCCAUAGAUAAGCAGCGUUGUAUGCUCUUCUAUGAAUCUUUUAAUCACAAUUAUAAUCAGGUAGCGAUGGAAUGGACUGAAACCGCUCCUCCAAUUACGAUCUUAAAACAAAACGUGACACUGCCGGACUACGUGCUCGUAGAUUACACGGCAUCCAGCGUUAAACGUCUUUAUCCACCGGGAAUAUGGAAUGAACUAAUUGCUACUUUUACUUUUCAACGUCUGUAUGGCUUUUACAUAUUACAGGUAAGACAUCCAUUCCAGACCAAAUAUUUGAGUAGAGUUUCAUUUUAUGUUGGACGCAACCUCCCUUCGAGAACAAUAGUUGGCGUGAAUUCACUUCUUGCUCUCACAUUUCAGUUUGGUUCUGUAGUGAGUAAUUUGCCUAAAACAAGUGAUGUUAAAGCAAUAGAUGUAUGGAUUCUGAGUUCGAUGGCUUUUAUUUUUGCAUCACUGAUUGAGCUUGCUGCUGUGGGUUAUAUGUCACGCAAUGGAUCAACGUGUAAAUGUUCAAUAUUCUGCCAGAAAUGUCCAAUAUGGACAGCAAAUAAACUGGAUAGAAUAUCUUCAAUCAUCUUUCCGGCUUUUUUUGCUGUAUUCAACAUUUGGUACUGGUUAUUUUUCCUUGGGUAA
This is a messenger RNA of Thelazia callipaeda (thelaziosis nematode), 1138 nucleotides long. The record is from the annotation of a GenBank genome assembly. NCBI's taxonomy places the organism in Eukaryota, Metazoa, Nematoda, Chromadorea, Rhabditida, Thelaziidae.